Messenger RNA from Peronospora belbahrii, 1338 nucleotides. NCBI's taxonomy places the organism in Eukaryota, Oomycota, Peronosporomycetes, Peronosporales, Peronosporaceae. The record is from the annotation of a GenBank genome assembly.
AUGCUGCAGCGUCUAGUGACAUCUUCGGUUUUCGCUCGAGGUUUCUCGACGCUUUUGUUCAAGGCACCACCACCUGCGCCAAGUCGUCGUGUAGUUGUUACUGGACUAGGAGCUAUCACUCCUUUUGGUGUAGGUGUCACACGCUCGUGGGAAGCGCUGUUGGAUUCGCAAUGUGCUAUUCAAACGAUAGAUGCACUUGUAGAUACAGGAAUGCAGUAUACGAUUGGUGCAGCGGUACCACGAGGAGAAGGAAAAGGGGCUUUUCGUACAAAAGACUGGAUUAAUUUGCAAAGAGCCCGCUACCAGGAGCCAGAUUUUAUCGCGUUUACGUUAGCAGCAGCCGAUGAAGCGUUGAAGGAUUCAGGAUGGAGUCCUCAGUCGGACGAAGAAAGAGAACGAGCAGGCGUGGCUAUUGGUGCAGGCAUGGGAAACAUCCAGGAGGUGAUGGAUACUGGCGAGCUAAUUAGGGACAAGAAACACCGCCGUGUAUCGCCAUUUUUUGUGACAAGAAUUCUUAUUAAUCUUGCGGCAGGCCACGUAAGCAUUGAGCAUGGGUUGAAGGGACCAAACCAUUCUUGUGUUACAGCGUGUGCCACGGGUAGUCACAGCAUUGGUGAUGCUACGAAUUUAAUUCGGCAUGGCCAUGCUGACUUGAUGGUUGCCGGGGGCAGUGAAGCAUGUCUCAAUGAGAUUUCCGUGUGCGCUUUCUUGCGUGCGCAGGCUUUAUCCACUAAGUUUAACAGUUGUCCUCAAGAAGCAUCGCGACCGUUUGACUCUCAGCGUGAUGGGUUUGUCAUGGGUGAAGGUGCUGGCAUUGUUGUUCUCGAAGAAUACGAGCACGCAAAGAAACGCGGGGCUAAGAUUUAUGCUGAGGUGCGAGGUUAUGGCCUCAGUGGUGACAGCAACCACAUUACGGCUCCUCUUGAAUCUGGCGACGGUGCUCGACGAUCUAUGCAGUCAGCAAUUGCACAAUCUGGGCUUGCGCUGACUGAUAUCGGCUACAUUAACGCGCACGCCACAUCAACCCCGUUGGGAGAUCGUGCUGAGAAUGCAGCUGUGAAGAACCUAUUUGGCGAACAUAGCAGUCGGCUAGGAAUAUCGUCAACAAAGGGCGCUAUCGGUCAUUUGUUAGGUGCUGCUGGUGCUGUCGAGGCUAUCUUCUCAAUCAAGGCACUUUGCAAUAACGUAAUGCCUCCGACGCUUAAUCUCACCGAAACAACAGAGGAAUUUACUCUAAAUUACGUACCAAACCAGCCGCAGGAAAAAAAGCUACGUGCAGUCCUUACAAAUUCAUUUGGUUUUGGAGGAACAAACGCAAGCCUUUUAUUUACCAAGUAA